This is a messenger RNA of Exophiala dermatitidis NIH/UT8656, 2148 nucleotides long. Its product is annotated as centromere/microtubule-binding protein cbf5. Gene Ontology annotation, cellular component: box H/ACA snoRNP complex. NCBI's taxonomy places the organism in Eukaryota, Fungi, Ascomycota, Eurotiomycetes, Chaetothyriales, Herpotrichiellaceae. The transcript has 3 exons. Bases 232 to 1758 code for a protein of 508 amino acids. Gene Ontology annotation, molecular function: pseudouridine synthase activity; RNA binding. Gene Ontology annotation, biological process: box H/ACA sno(s)RNA 3'-end processing; rRNA pseudouridine synthesis; mRNA pseudouridine synthesis. The record is from RefSeq and is a predicted model, not a curated record.
UUCCAACCAUCGCAUUUCACGGCGAUUGAUUGCAUCUGCCUUUGCCGCGGGACCUUGUAUUCGCUAUAUUGCGGCAGCUUUACACGCGUACCCGAUAUCAAAAGCCUCCAGCUAGGUGUUCUCAUCCAGAGUUGCACCCAGGACCGCUCUGCGACUGGAAAAGAGUCGGGCAAUACCAUCAUCCGCCGGCCGCCUCCAAUUCCACCCGACGACAAUAUCUGAUCGCCAAAGAUGGCGCAGGUCCAGAAGAUCGAGCAGGGCGAUUUCAGCAUCAAGCCUGAAAAUUCCACGCCUGCCAUCCCUACCUCGGAGUGGCCUCUGCUGCUCAAGAACUACGAUAAAUUACUCGUCCGAACUGGUCACUUCACUCCUAUCCCUUGUGGCUGCACGCCGCUGAAGCGCGACAUCAAAUCCUACAUCUCGUCCGGCGUGAUCAACCUUGACAAGCCCUCGAACCCAUCCAGUCACGAAGUCGUUGCGUGGGUCAAGCGCAUUCUCCGAGUAGAGAAGACCGGACAUAGCGGCACACUCGACCCCAAGGUGACAGGAUGUUUGAUUGUGUGCAUCGACCGAGCCACGCGGUUGGUGAAAUCCCAGCAAGGUGCUGGAAAGGAAUACGUCUGCGUCAUCCGAUUACACGACCGGUUACCAGGAGGCGAGGCCCAGUUUGCGCGAGCCCUGGAGACCUUGACCGGUGCUUUGUUCCAGCGACCUCCGUUGAUUUCGGCCGUCAAGCGACAACUCCGUAUCCGAACGAUCCACGAGAGCAAGCUGUAUGAAUUCGACAACGACCGUCACCUCGGCGUGUUCUGGGUCAGCUGUGAAGCCGGAACCUACAUCCGAACGCUGUGCGUGCAUCUCGGCCUGCUUUUGGGAGUCGGCGCACACAUGCAAGAAUUGCGGAGAGUACGAAGCGGAGCCAUGGACGAAUCCAAGGGCAUGGUCACUUUGCACGACGUCCUCGACGCUCAGUGGAUGAUGGACAACAACCGAGACGAGUCGUACCUGCGGAAAGUCAUUUCGCCCCUCGAGAGCCUGCUCACCACGUACAAGAGGAUCGUCGUCAAGGACAGCGCCGUCAACGCCGUCUGCUACGGUGCCAAACUGAUGAUUCCCGGUCUCCUCCGCUUCGAGGCCGGCAUCGAAGUCCACGAAGAAGUCGUCCUGAUGACCACCAAGGGCGAAGCCAUCGCCAUCGGUAUCGCGCAGAUGUCCACCGUCGAGCUUUCGACGUGCGACCACGGUGUCGUCGCCAAGGUCAAGAGAUGUAUUAUGGAAAGAGACUUGUAUCCUCGCCGAUGGGGCAUGGGUCCUGUGGCACUGGAGAAGAAGAAGUUGAAGUCUGAUGGGAAACUCGAUAAAUAUGGCCGUCCCAACGAAGCCACCCCGGCCAAAUGGCAAGAGCAAUACACCGACUACAACGCACCACUCACAGCCGAAGGCACCGCUGCCGCCCCGGUCCAGGAAAAGACCUCGCAGUCUGAUGUCCUGGCCGCUCCGCCCGUAGCCCCGAACGGCGAGACAGCCGAGUCCAUGGACCUGGACACCAGCACCGCAGCCGCGACUACCAACGGCGACGCUCCUGCUGCUGAGGGCCCCAAGGACGCCAAGGAGAAGGACAAGAAGCGCAAGAAGCACGACGGGGAGACGCCCGAAGAGCGCGCCGAGCGGAAACGGAGGAAGAAGGAAAAGAAGGAGAAGAAGGAGAAGCGCAAGAGCGCCGCCAGCAAGGCCGACGACAGCGAUGACAGCGACUAAGCGCUGCCCUGUCCGUCUCGUAUCAUGUGUUUUUGUGUGCUUGUCUUUUCUACGGUUGCUGGUGUAAAAGGAUAUCUGUGUUUGUUGGUGUGCAAGUAGUAGUACUAUUAUCUCCCUUAGUAUGAGCUGGUUUGGCUUUGGCUACGGAUGUGGAUAUGGACAUGGAAAAUGAAUUUCGAAUUGAAAUUGAGAUUCUCAGAUCAAUAAAAAUUGGAAAUCUCCGCUGUUGUUGCUGCUGCACUGAAAGUGCCUCCAUCGGGCCUCAACUGCCAUGCAAUAAUACGAUAGGCCAACCCGGCGCCCAAAUCAUGCCAUAGCAUUUCGUGAAACGUAGGGUCAAAGGAUAAAAAAAGGUAGAGAUCUUCAAGAAAACAGGCAAGCUGAAACACC